Messenger RNA from Triplophysa rosa, 1289 nucleotides. It is a transcript of the gene iscub, whose product is annotated as iron-sulfur cluster assembly enzyme b. Gene Ontology annotation, cellular component: mitochondrial matrix; cytoplasm. Gene Ontology annotation, molecular function: ferrous iron binding; 2 iron, 2 sulfur cluster binding. Lineage: Eukaryota; Metazoa; Chordata; Actinopteri; Cypriniformes; Nemacheilidae. The record is from RefSeq and is a predicted model, not a curated record. The coding region runs from base 33 to 533 and encodes 166 amino acids. The transcript has 5 exons. Gene Ontology annotation, biological process: iron-sulfur cluster assembly; intracellular iron ion homeostasis.
AGUUCAAGUGCGUCACACCCAUUACUUUUAUCAUGGCGGCCACACUGUUGAAUAAGUGCGUGUCUCCGUUAAGUCUGAUCAACAGAUUGCUUUGCGUCCCCCAGUGGAGGAUGCGAUGUGGUUAUCACGAAAAGGUGGUGGAUCACUAUGAGAACCCAAGAAAUGUAGGAUCUAUGGACAAAAAUGCUAAGAAUGUGGGCACGGGUUUGGUUGGUGCACCCGCAUGUGGUGAUGUGAUGAAACUGCAGAUUGAGGUGGAUAAAGAUGGAAAGAUUGUGAACGCCAAGUUUAAAACCUUUGGCUGUGGCUCUGCUAUUGCAUCCAGUUCUUUGGCCACUGAGUGGAUAAAAGGCAAAUCUAUUGAUGAGGCAUUGAAGAUUAAAAACACUGAGAUUGCUCAAGAGCUUAGCCUUCCACCAGUUAAACUGCAUUGCUCAAUGCUGGCAGAGGAUGCUAUAAAAGCAGCUUUGGCAGACUACCAUCUGAAACAGGAAGGUGAAGAGGGCAAGAAGAUAGUAGCAGCCAACAACUAGGGGUCGCUGUUGGACCUCUCUACAAGUUUAGACCAAAGCUUUUCAAACCUUGAACUGUAGCCUAUCUUUUAAACGCACACUUUUAAGGGAUAGUUCACCCAAAAAUGAAAAUUAUGUCAUCCUUUAUUCACUCUGAUCAAAACUAUUUCAAACCGGUUUAAAAUUCUUUGUUCUGUUGAACUUAAACGAAGAUAUCUGGAAGAAUGUUAGCAAUUUUCGGUUCUGGGAUGUCAUCCACAUAGUAGAAAGAAAAUAUUGUGUAUUUUUUUGUUCUGUUGAACACAAAAUUCGAUAUUCUGAAGAAUUUAGGAAAACAAACAGUUCUGGGGCAUCUUUAACUACAAUUGAAUUCUUCCUAGUAUGGUAGUCAAUGGUGUUCCGAAACUGAAAAUUGCAAACAUUCUUCAAAAUGUCUUUCUCUGUGUUCAUCAGAACAAAGUAAUUUAUACCGGUAUGAAAUUACAUGAGAGUGAGUAAAUGAUGACGGAAUUUUCAUUUUUGGGUGAACUAUCCCUUUAAAAUCACUUACUAAACGUCUGCUAAAGUCUGUAUUUGCAUUGAAGUUUUUAUAGGUAAGUUUGCAGAUGUGAUGAUGAGGGAAAGUGUUUAACACUUGCUAUUUAGAUUCACACAAACCUGUAAUGUUGUGUAUUAAGGAAAGGAAAAUGUGGUUCAGAUGCUGAUUAUAUGUUUGGCUAUUAGUUAAUGCUUCUUAAACCUUCCAUAUUUACAAAAAUAAAGCAUAUGCACACCUCA